AUGUCCUACGAAAGCCUUCUCGGAAAACUAACGGCUCACGGUCAAGGGCAUCUACUAACGUACUGGUCGGAACUCGGCGAAAAAGAGCGGGAGCUAUUAAUCCGCGACAUCGAAAAAAUAGAUUUUUCAGAAGUAAAUGAACUUUUUAGACGUGCUAAUGAUACUAGCAAAGUUAUUCUCGAAAAACUAGAAGAUUUAAAACCUAUUCCUGAGUCUCAUUACGAGGCAGUGCCUAACUUGAGUAAUGAGAAGAUUGAGGAGUACGAGACCCUUGGUUUCAAGGAGAUUAGUGACGGCAAAGUUGGGGUGUUGUUGUUAGCUGGUGGACAAGCUACCAGACUUGGAUUUGGUCAUCCUAAAGGCAUGUAUGAUGUUGGUUUACCUUCGAAAAAGACUCUGUUCCAAAUUCAAGCUGAAAGAAUAGUGAGAAUCCAACAAAUGGCUGCAGAAAAGUUUGGUAGUCAUGGAAAAAUUACUUGGUAUAUUAUGACCUCUGAGCACACCAAGCAACCAACUGCAGAUUUCUUCAGGAGCCAUUCUUACUUUGGUUUAAAUGAGGAGGAUGUUAUAUUCUUUGAGCAAGGCACACUACCGUGCUUUGACUUUGAAGGCAAAAUUUUCUUGGACGAGAAACAUCAUGUAUCGUCUGCACCUGACGGUAAUGGAGGCUUAUACAGGUCUUUAAAAAACCAGGGGAUAUUAGCAGAUAUAGCUAACCGUGGCAUUGAGCACUUGCAUGCACAUUCCGUGGAUAAUAUUCUUAUUAAAGUAGCAGAUCCUGUCUUUAUUGGUUAUUGCAAAAGUAAAAAUGCUGACUGUGCAGCGAAAGUGGUCCAAAAGUCUGCUCCAAGUGAAGCGGUCGGUGUUGUGUGCAGAGUUAACGGUCACUACAAAGUUGUAGAAUACUCAGAAUUGACAGACGAGGCUGCUGAACGAAGAAAUGAUGACGGUAGGCUGACAUUCUCUGCAGGCAAUAUAUGUAACCACUAUUUCUCAGCAGACUUCCUAACAAAGAUUAGCAGUUUUGAAUCAAAACUUAAACUACAUGUUGCUAAAAAGAAGAUACCUUAUGUUGACCGAGAUGGUGUUCGUCAGAAACCAAGUGAACCAAACGGUAUUAAGAUGGAGAAAUUCAUUUUUGAUGUGUUUGAAUUUGCAGAGAAUUUUAUUUGUUUAGAAGUUGCUAGAGAUGUUGAGUUUUCUGCUCUGAAAAAUGCAGAUUCAGUUAAAAAAGACUGCCCUUCAACUGCCAGGGAGGACCUACUGAGGUUACAUAGGAAAUAUGUCAGAGAUGCAGGGGGAAUCAUUUCAGACGAGAUUGAUGUUGAAAUAUCACCUCUUUUAUCUUACGGUGGUGAAAAUAUUCAGGACUUAGUGAAUGGAGAAGUCUUCACCAUCAGUCCAUUCCAUUUGAAGAGUAUGCAGGAAGCAUCCACAAAUGGUGUUAAUGGAAAACACUAA
Molecule: messenger RNA, 1461 nt
Organism: Arctia plantaginis
Lineage: Eukaryota; Metazoa; Arthropoda; Insecta; Lepidoptera; Erebidae
Source: the annotation of a GenBank genome assembly